Molecule: messenger RNA, 1617 nt
Organism: Microplitis mediator
Lineage: Eukaryota; Metazoa; Arthropoda; Insecta; Hymenoptera; Braconidae
Exons: 2
Coding region: 192-1415 (407 amino acids)
Cellular component (GO): nucleus
Source: RefSeq, a predicted model, not a curated record
AAAAACAGUCACUGUCGGUAUUAUAGUUUGACAUGCAACAAUCAUGUGCGUACACGGUCUGCAUUUAUUUGUUAUUAAAUAAUUGGUGAAAGUUCGUAACAAAUUGAUGGUAUUAUAAGACUACAGAGAAAUAAAAAAAAUAUUUUGCUAUUAUUUAUAAACGUCAAGGCGACAACAAUAAAUUUUUUAAUAUGAAUCAAUUAAAAAGUACUUUGUUUCUAUUUCAAAGAGGUUAUCGUAGCUCCCGAAAAUUUAAAACUCCGAAAGUACCACGAGAUAAAAAUACUAGAGAUGAGAAAAAACUGUAUCCUAACAUCCAAGACACCGAUAUCCAAAUUGAUGAAGACUACACUGAACAUGAUAUGGAUGAACCCGAUCUUUCAUUUGCUCAUAUAUCAUACGACCAACAUAGGAGGGAAUCAUAUAUAGCAAAACAUAAGCUAAAAGGAAGAAUCGUCGCACAGAAAUAUUUUAAAUCUGAAAAUCCAAAUUUUAUAACGUGGGCUGAAAGAGAUCAAAUAAAAAGUUUACAUAAAAAAGACAGCAUUGAAUGGACUCCAGAUCGACUUAGUCAAUCGUUUCCUGCAUUACCAGAAACAAUAUAUAAAUUAUUAAAAUCUAAGUGGACCCCAAAAUCAGUGGAGGUUGUAGCCAAGUAUGACCAGAAAAUAAUUGAAAAUUGGGCACAAUUUAAGGCGGGGAAUUUAAAUGUUGAGCCUCGGCUUGCAGCUCAUUUAGAAAAUUUCAAAGGCCGUAAAAUUCAAGUUACAGAUUUGAAAGAAAUAGCAGAAAAAUUUGUCAAACCACCCCGGGUUUUUCCAACUCCUAAGAGCAAAGUUUUUACAAGCAUCGUACAAAAUUAUAUCGAACAAACGAAAGCAGGUGAAGGAAAUACUAAACCACUGGAAAUUACUGAUGGUAAAACAAAAAGGAAAACGAAAAUUACAGACAUGACUUUGUUCCAUUCGACUGAUAAAUCUAAAGGCGCAAAGUAUACAACAUAUGAAAACUUUCUUGAAGAUAACGUUAACAAAAUUUCUGAUAAAAAAGAAUUGGAUAUUGAGGAUCAUCUGCUUAUUAAUGAAUACAAACAGCAGCAAAAUAAAGUACCGGUUUUGAAUAAUUUCGAUACAAAUGUGUCUGUAAAAAAUGAAGACAAUUCAGUAGAAGAAGCAGCAACGUCAGAUGAAUCUAAAGUUUCAAUACCAGUGCCGGAAUUUGAUAUAGAUAAGAAUAGUUUGGAAACUGGAAUUCUUGAAUGGAAAAAGAAAGAAUUCGGUGCUGAAGAAGACUAUCCAAGAUUUAUUAAAAUACCACGUGCGAAAGCUAAGCUAGGAGUGACUUUCAAAAUAAAAGAUCGAUAUUAUGACAGCGAUGGGGAAUUUUUAUACAGGGUACCGGGAUUAAGAUCGUAAAUGUCAAUGAUACUGAAGUUAGCCGACGUUUAAUAAUUUUUGAAUUUUAAAAAACGAUAAAUUGUAAAGAAAAAAUAUUUGAAAAAUUGCAACUCUAGCUUUUUUAAUUUUCUACAUGUGCAUAUUUUUAGUUUUUUUUCUUUGCAAUUGAUUUGUUGAAAAGAAAAUCCGAGGAUUGUUAAUUGUCUGCUAACUUUGAGAU